CCCAGAGCAUUCCUCCUCCUGUCCCGCUUAGAAUGAGCAGUCCCGUUAUCUGCUGCAUGCCAGGGCUCCUCUCUCCCCCUCCCCUCUCCUCCACCCCCCCCAACCCAUAAUACUCCCUGCCAAAAAAACAAGCUCCUCACCCCCCCUCCUUCCUCAUUUCCUUAACAGCAUUUCCUGAGCUGAAUAACCCAGUGAUUUGUAAGAAAAGGAGGAAAGAGAGAGAAAAAAAAAAAAAUUACAGAUAGGUCCAAAAAAAAAAAAAAAAGGGUUCCUCUGCAGACAGUGGGACUGUAGCACAUCUUUAGCCGGGCUGCGUCUGGCCGGGGGAGUGAGGGAUCCCAGUGUAGGAGAAGCUCUUCCCUUCAUUGCUUUUCUGACUGCUGCUUAGGUGGCACAUUUAGCCGGCAGCCUCUCCCCACUGGAGGUGAUGUCCCCCCCAGCCCUUAAGUGUCUGUCACUGGGGCACCUAGAACUUCUCCCACCCCUCCUAUCUGCCUGCCCCCUUCCCAGCACCCCCCAAGCCCACUGACAGCUGAACUUCAACUGGAGCUGCCUGGAUUUCCAUGGGCUGCCUGGGACUCUAUAGGACACCCCGAUGCUCCCUGCGCACCCCUGAAUGCAAGGCUCCUUCUGCCCCUGGGCACCCCAACAGGAUUUAUUUGAUUUAAUUCCCUUUCUAACUUGGAUAGGGAGGGGGGGGUCCCUCUCUGGACCAACUCAUGAAGAACAAGGGAGCUAAGACGAAAUUUAAGAAGAAAGGGUCCAUUGGUGCAUUCGGCUGCGAUCUGACGGAGUAUCUGGAGAACUCGGGGCAGGAUGUCCCUCACGUACUGAAGAGCUGCGCAGAGUUCAUCGAAACGCACGGCGUGGUGGAUGGAAUCUACCGUCUGUCUGGGGUGACGUCCAACAUACAGAAGUUAAGGCAAGAGUUUGGGUCGGAUCAGCCCCCAGACCUGAGCAGAGAUGUGUACCUGCAGGACAUUCACUGUGUGGGCUCCCUGUGCAAGUUGUACUUCCGGGAGCUGCCCAACCCGCUCCUGACCUACCAGCUCUACAGCAAGUUCACAGAUGCGGUAUCAUGCUCGGUGGACGGGGACAAACUUUCCCAAAUUCUGGAAGUCAUACAGGAGUUACCUCCUACCCAUUACAGGACCCUGGAGUACCUGAGCAAACACCUGACCCACAUUGCGUCCCACAGCUCUACUACCAACAUGCACAUCAGGAACCUGGCCCUUGUCUGGGCACCCAAUCUACUCAGGUCCAAAGAGAUAGAAGAUGCCGGCUGCAAUGGGGACGCGGCGUUCAUGGAGGUUCGUGUCCAGCAGUUUGUCAUUGAGUUCAUCCUCAACCACGUGGACCAGAUCUUCAACAAGAUCCCAGCUGCCCCCAUUAAACAGAAGGAGGAAUGCCGAGUGGUGAUGAUGAAGAGCAUGACUUUGCCGUCAGGGUCACUUCCCAUGAAGCUGGUCAGCCUGGAGGAGGCCCAAGCCAUGAGUCUGUCUGCCACCCACCCUGCCCGGAAGGAGAGGAGGGAGAACAGCCUGCCCGAGAUUGUGCCCGUCACCGGGUCCCUGUUCCACACCGUCAUCGACCUUCCUGAGAACAAGAGGAAACUCUCCACCAAAUCUAAGAAGUGGAAGUCGAUCUUUAAUCUGGGUCGGUCCGGAACGGAAUCCAAGACGAAACUGAGCCGCAAUGGGAGUGUCUUUGUGCGGGGGCAGAAGGAGAUGAGUGAGAAAGCCACCAUACGCCCGGCCAAGAGUAUGGAAUCACUCUGUUCCUUGCCAGCAGAAGGAGAAGACGAGAAGCUGAGCCGAUUCAAAAGAUCGGUGGCCACCGGGGGCUUUUUCAUACCAGCGCUGAAGUCUCGGGCCACCGGAACAGGUAGCACUUAUGAUGUCAGCAAGCAUGAAGGCGAAUGGGAUGCAGAGGACCUCUCAGGGGCCACGGGAGGGUUGGGUUCUGCCCAUAUAAAUGGCAAGACCCCUCAACCCAAGCCACCGCCUGAACAAAUGAAGGUCUUUCGGGCCGGCGAUGAUCUGGAUAGUGAGCAGACAUCUCCAAAGAUCCGCAAGAUGUUUUAUACCGCGGGUGACGGAGCAGCCAAAUCCAGCUUUCCCGGUAGCCUCUUCCCCCUGGAGGCCUCUCCCAGGCACCAGAGAAAAGCCAUGAACAUCUCAGAGCCAUUUGCAGUGUCGGUACCUCUACGAGUGUCGGCUGUGAUCAGUACCAACAGUACCCCGUGCCGAGGGUCGGCCAAGGAGAGACCUCUACUCUCCAGCCUGGAGGAACUUCCUUUGCUGGAUCCCGAUAGGAUCGAUAGGAUCACCAAAUCGGCAACACUGGAAAAAUGCAGCCAUAUUGGGAUCAAGGAAAGGCCGCGUUCUCCCACCAUUGGGAACAGCGAUAAGCAAGCAGGACCAAAGAGAUCGUGUUCCAAUGAGUCCGAUACGGAAACUGAAGAGGCGACUCUUACCAUCAAAGAGAUUUUAUUGGAGAUGCUGCAGGAGCAAGAGGCGAGUGAGAUGGCACAGAGGAAAAUGGCGGCAGAACAGGCACCACCCCCCGCUGAUAAUUUACAGGCUGCUAUCAGCUCCCCCGCCUCUGGGCCUGACCCAGACUCCGCAAAGUCACAGAAAGUGGAAAACCCAAGGAACCAACCAGACCCAACAUUCCACAUUGCCCAGGAGGAAGACACGACCCUCUCUUUUCUUGACCCUCUCUGGUCAGAUAUUCAGCAAGAAUUAAAGAUCAUUGAGUCCGAAGAAGAGUUUCCUGUAUCGGAGCCUUCAACGGACUUGGAAGAAAUUCCGCCCCCCUCGGCCGUACCUGAAGGCUCGUCGGACACUGUACAGCCCAGCUCUGACUUCAUACAAAGUCCUCUGCUGCCUGAAGGAAAUAACGAUGGUGCUGUUGUAAACUCCUUAGAGCUCGAGGAACCCGACAUUCAACAUAGCGACAGCCUCCCAAAGCAGGACUCUAUUCAGCCACAGACAAAACUGGAAAACAUUCCUCAAAGUUCAGACUUGGACCUUGUGCAAGUGGAGGCAACUGACUUUCUUCUACCUCAGGAAAACCAGCUUUGCAAUGAGCACGAAGGACCUUUGAUUGGUGAGAAAGAGAUUUGUGACCCGGACAAAGGAAAUAGCACGUUGGGUUCCCCUGAACCUGUGCCCAUUAAGAGUGAAACUGGAGGUUCCAAUCAGUUGGAAGCCCAAGAGAAGGAGAAAGUGGAGGUUACUGUAGACACAGUGGAGUCCGGUAGAGACAAGAACGUACAAAUGCUGAGGUUAGAAAGAAAGUCUAGUGGGUCUUUAGAGAACGAUGAUGAGCUUGGUGGAGACAAUGUGCAAACGUUUGAGCUGGAGGAAUUCUGGGAAGAUCACCAGUGGGUGACAAGUCCACUGCACUCGCCAAAAUUAAAAAACGUUCCUGAUAAGGAAGCUCCGACAAUCCAGCCGAAACGUAGGGGAACCACGGGGGAGCUUUAUAAGAGGCCCGAGUUCACUCGCAGUCUCUCUCUAGACAGCAAAGAUACUCGAACGAGCAAAUGGACAUGUAGAUUUGUAGGUGCGAAUAGAGUUGAAGGUCUGCUCCAUCUCAGGUCUGAAACGGACACGUCGGUGCAGCAGAACUCACACAACGAUUCUGAAAAGACCCGGAAUGUGGGUAAAAUCAUGAACUUAUCUGCACAUGAAAACCAAAAUGGAUCCGGUUCUGGAGAGAGUAAAAAUGAUAAAGAACACGGGGACGACCCUUUGCUGCAACUCCCGCAGAUCAAGAGCCACGAAAUGUUUAAUUCGACUCUGAUGCUGCCUGCGUUGCCUUUCAACUCCGUAGCGGUGCAGAACAGAAACGGGCCCCCCACGGUUUCUGAUCUGGAACAGUCGGUUGAGAAUAACCUCAACAAGGAGGAGGCAUCAGGGAGACCCAAAACCCGACCUUCUUCCUUGAGUUUGGACACUUCCAGUCCUGCGGGGGAAUUAUUUACAUUUGAGCGGGCAGCCAGCUGUGGUUCUAGUGAUAUAGGUGCUCAGAAAAUCCAUGCAAACCCAAAAAUGUCCAACAAUAUAAACCAGGGAGUGGGGGAUUCAUGGACUUAUCCCUCGUCGUUGCAAACCAAAGACUCUGACUUGCCAUAUGUGCCUUCCGCCCAUGCUCCUACUGGUCGACGCAACUCGGCACCUGUGAGUGUGUCAGCAGUGAGGGCCUCUUUCAUGAUUAAGAUGUGCCAGGCCAAAGCUGUACCCGUCAUACCUCCAAAGGUCCAAUAUACCCAAAUUCCUCAGCCGUUGAACACAGUAAAUGCAGAUUCUGAAGUUCUUCCAGCUGAGAAAAUACAAGUAAGUCAGCCUGAGUCCAACUCCACUUGCAACUCCGCUGCAAGCCAGACUUUAACUCCAUGCAAUGCCCACGUUGAUAAACCAAAGGUCUUCAAGCCUGAGAAAGAAGUUGUGGAGGAGAAGGAAAACAACGAUCCAAUCUCGUUAGACUCUUCCCAUCAGUCCAACAGUAGCAGCCAGGGAGAUAGCCGUGUUGUUUCUCAAGAUGCCCCAGUUCUUCGUCGCAAACGUACCUCCGAUGGGGAAGCUAGUGGAGACACGCCUUUGUCAUCCAAACUUGAUAGGCCUUCUGGUUUUUCAAAGCCCAACUUCAGGUCCAGACCUGGAAGACCUCAGAGUCUUAUCCUUUUCAGCCCCCCUUUCCCGAUUAUGGAUCAUCCCACUCCCGCUGACUCCAGAAUUCUUUUGUCCCCCAUCAAAAGCCCAAGUCACACCACCUCCCAGGAGUCGGCGUUGGAGAACCAAAGAACUCCCGAAGGGGUCGUACUAAGGAACAAACUAACCAUUCCCAAAAACGGACAAAGACUGGAGACAUCUACAAGUUGUUUCUACCAACCUCAGAGGAGAUCUGUCAUUCUUGACAGCCGGAGCGGGAGGCAAAUCGAAUGAAGGACGUUGAAUUCACUUCUAAAAUUUUGUAUUUGUCAGAAUUAAUAUAAUGUUAAAGUAUUGGAAGCAGUGCAGGGAGGGUGUUGUGCUGUUAUUUUAUUUUCUGUUGCGAUUUUAUGGAAUAAGGACAUGUGUUUCAGUGCCGGGAAAGUAUUGCCCACAUCAUAAAGUAUUGACCCACACACAAGAAUAGCUGUGAUUGGUUGUUGAGAGAACCCCAAAACCACAGGAUCUCUUUCUGGACCAUCAGUGGCUUUCCCUUGUCUACAGUUCUCAGCACCCCAAGAGCCUUCAGCUUUUGGACCUUCAUGGUGACCUGUUUCUGCUCAGGUACCUUAUGUUUCCUUAAUCCAAAGUGAUGGUCGGACUGCAGUGCAGUUCGCAUCAUGUGAAUCCAGCCAAUCGGUAGGCAAGAUAAUGGGUCAUGGAAGGCCCAGUAUAGAGAAGUCAACCUCCCUCGAUGAUUUUGGACUUAGACACCUCCACCCCUGGUAAACCAUGUCCCGUUCUGGGCCAAGUUAUUGACUUUAGAAUUGUCCUUAGUACAGGCAAUGGCUCUCUCUGUAUGGGCUAUUACGGAACCUAUGGAGUUGUAUGUAUUACAGAGAAUACAAUCUGUCCAGCUAGCCACACCCACAGUUAUGACAGGCCACACCCCUUUUGUUUAUUAGCUUUAAUUUAGUUCUUCAUAGACACUUGUGGGAAAAACCUGUGGAGUUAUAUGUAUUACAGAGAAAACAAUCAUUUUAGCUAGCCACACCCUCAGUUAUGCCAGGCCACACCCCUUUUUUUUAGUUUAUUAGCUUCAAUUUAGUUCUAUAAAAUGCAGAAUCCCAAUCACAGUAGGAAAAAUUCCUGGGAAUGUGAAGAAAGUUUUACACACCUUUUACCCCCUUUCCAAAUCCCUCGUCCUGCCUCCACGAAUAACCCCCACGUGCGUGUAUAAAGGAGAGUAUUCGAUUUUAGCAGCUUUUCUCUCACCCUAAUAUUUUAUUUUAGCUCUUGUGCUUGAAAAAAUAUUUUCAAAGCAUUUUUUGAAUUUAACUUUUUUUUUUUUUUACCUUGUGUUUAUACAGCAAAUCCGAAUGUCUGCCGAGCGCAAGGGGCGGAGUUAUGUUCAUUCUAAGGGCCCUCACCAUUAUUAUAGGAAAUCUGCUGCAUUGCUAAUGUUAAAUUGCUGUAUUAUAUGUAAACAGGGGAUCUACGGACUCUGUAACUAGGGGCGAUCCCCCCAGAGCAACGCGGCUAAAACCUAUUUUGUAUAAUAAUAUAAAUAUGAAAAAUGAUAAAUAUAUUUUUAGAAAGUGGAUUGUGAAGUGGCCCUGUAAACUGGACUAUGGAUCCGGCGGGAAAAUGUUAUAAAAAAAACAAAAAACUAAGGUGCUACAUGUGUAUUUAAUUGUCUCACUUUCUAAUAAACUGGAAAAGGCAAAAUGGCUGAAAA
Xenopus tropicalis (tropical clawed frog) is the source of this 6396-nucleotide messenger RNA. RefSeq names its product Rho GTPase activating protein 31 (gene arhgap31). Bases 720 to 4952 code for a protein of 1410 amino acids. Gene Ontology annotation, molecular function: GTPase activator activity. Lineage: Eukaryota; Metazoa; Chordata; Amphibia; Anura; Pipidae. The record is from RefSeq and is a predicted model, not a curated record. The transcript has 12 exons. Gene Ontology annotation, biological process: signal transduction.